GGGGGUGUAGAAAAGAGGGAGAGAUGGGGGGUAGUCGAGGAGCUAAUCCCGGGGGUAGGUCAACAGUUAAACCCGAUCAGGGUAAAGCCAAACCCUAGAUCACGGUAAUUUAUAACAUCUCAGAUCUUGUAUAUAUAUACACACAACCCAAGUGCAAUCAUUCCACCAGAACUUGUUUUCAUACUGUUAAUAUUUCUCCUCAAAAGUGCAAAACCUUCCAAUCUUCCAGCCAGUUUUCAUUAGCUGUUAGUAAUAAUUUCCUCAAUGAUUGCUUCUCCAACCAUCCCCUGAAAAAUUGAGUUUUAAAAAAACCCAUAUAUGCGGUAUAAUCAAUGCACGUGUAUUGAUUUUGGAUAGUUAUGGAUAAUGAGGGAGUGGUGGAUUCAGCUGACUUGGGUUGUCAGCAGAGUUUAGAGAAUUCGAGCGGGUUGGAUGAUGUUCACAAUGCGUGUGAUACUGUGGUAGUUUUAAUAAGAUCAGAAGUGGAACAACAAGAUGGUUUGGAUCCAAAUGGGGAUUCAAAUGAAGCUGUGAGUGUGUUGGUGGGAUGUACUAGUAAGGAGGGUGGGGGGAAAAAACAGGACUGUAAAGAUGGAAAUGAAUCUUCUUGCGUAAUCGACGUGGAUGAGAGAUGUGGUGAGAGUUGUGAGGGGGAAAGGGUUUGCAGGAUUUGUCAUUUGAGUCCUCAAUUUUUUGAGACAGCGACGGAGACGACCACAAGUGGGUUGAUUCAGCUGGGUUGUGGUUGUAAAGAUGAGCUGGGGAUUGUUCAUGUUUAUUGUGCAGAGGCUUGGUUUAAGCUGAGAGGGAAUAGGCAGUGUGAAAUUUGUGGUGAGACUGCCAAAAAUGUUAAAGGUGGCGGGGAUAACAGAUUAACUGAAGAGUGCAAUGAGAUGAGAUCUGCUGUUAGUGCGACAAACUUUUCUGCAAGGAGUGGAGUAUAUUUGCGAGGACAGCCAUUUUGUAACUUCCUAUUGGCUUGCCUGGUAAUAGCCUUUGUGCUCCCGUGGUUCUUCCGUGUAAAUGUGUUCUGAUUGAAAUGAGCGAAGUUCGAAAUUAUUUUCAGUGCAUCAUUAAUUUCGCUUGACUGCGUUGAUUUUGAGGGAUGUUGUCAGAUACUUUAAGCCACUUUAGGCUCUGUUUGGAUCUUCAAUUUGUCAGGGGAUUUUGAGCGGGGAAUGAAUAGGGGAGUGGGAGAGCUGGUAAUUUUCAAAGGAAGGAGGUAAUCCAAGAUCCAAACACUGCUUUACUGGUUGUGUACUUCCCGCCAUGGACUAUUAGAGGGGUGGAUGCUCUUCCUCUUCAAAUAGGCAAGUUGUCAGCUCGACAACCAGCACAGAUCGGUGUAGUAGGCCUGUCCAGAGAUUCAAUAUAAAUUUUGCGGAUCGGCAUUGAUUUUCAAUAUUCCAGGCCAGAAAUUUAUGGUCAUGCCAAAAUUCUUAGCGAGUUUUUUUGCAUUUCCCUUUGUUCUUCCCUUCUCUGGCUUCGAGGGAUUAUCAGCUUCACUAGCUCCUGCUUUUCAGAGUUCUUCAUUAUACACAUGUUGCAAAUUAAACAACCAGAGUUGCUUUAGAUGGAAUACGAUCUUUUUUGUUCGGUUUCUGAUGAGCUUCAUUGUAAACUUUACUUUCUUUGAAUGCAACUUUUCUUGAGUGACUGAAAUAUGUAGCACGAAUUCUGGAAUAAUGUGCAGCAGUCCUAUAAGCAUUGUUUAAUAAUUUCUUAAAUAUUUUUACUUA
Molecule: messenger RNA, 1739 nt
Organism: Rhododendron vialii
Lineage: Eukaryota; Viridiplantae; Streptophyta; Magnoliopsida; Ericales; Ericaceae
Exons: 2
Coding region: 360-1034 (224 amino acids)
Molecular function (GO): zinc ion binding
Source: RefSeq, a predicted model, not a curated record